Messenger RNA from Dovyalis caffra, 1008 nucleotides. Lineage: Eukaryota; Viridiplantae; Streptophyta; Magnoliopsida; Malpighiales; Salicaceae. The record is from the annotation of a GenBank genome assembly.
AUGGGUCGCGGUAAGCUAAACAUGGAGCUCAUAUGCAACGAGAGAUCUCGGAUGAUUACUUACCACAAAAGAAAGAAGGGUUUAACAAAGAAAGCUAGGGAGUUCCAGAUUCUUUGUGGCGUAGAUGCAUGUGUUAUCAUUUUUGGGCCAGAUCUGAACAAUCGUCCUGUUGAUGUCGAAACCUGGCCGACCGAUAGCAUUGAAGUCAGACGUAUUAUAAACAGAUUUAGGUCAGAAGGUACUGAUCGCAAGAAAACACAAGAUUUGUCUCAUUUUUUUGAAGCUCGGAAGAAGAGACUAGAUGAUGAAAUUGUUAAACUACGCAAAGCCUGUGUGGAAGCAAAGUUUCCUGCAUGGGACAAUCGUCUCAACUUCUUAUCAGUCGACCAACUUAGGGUACUUGCAGGAGUUUUCGAAGCUAAACUUGAUAUUGCAAAAGGUAGGAUAAUGAAGCUGAAAGGUAACCCCUUUUUGAUGGAGGAUUCGAAGUCAGGGAUAACUGCAGCUGGCUCUAUUAGCAAUAAAUCAAGCCUGAUGGUUUCUAGUAAUUUUACUAACGCCUUGCUUCCGCAGAAUAUUGAAUUAGAGGCUCUUAACCAGCAACCCUUAUCUUAUGCCAAGUCAAUAGAUAUGCCAUUAGCCACAUAUUAUUCAUCUGAUCAGCUACAACAGAUGCCUAUCAAUGGUCCUAUGUUGUUGAUGAUGAACCAUGAAGAUUUCGGUCAAUUUGGUGGUAUUUCUAGUAAUAACACCGUAAGAUCCACAGUUCAUUACAAUUAUGAUCCAGCCACUGAGAUGAUAGGGAAUACGAUGUUCAACAAUCCUAGGGCACACUCAGUAAGCUAUUAUGGCCCAAGCAGGCAACCGAAUUUUUCCUACUGGCAGAAUCCAAUGAUGCAAAAUGUUCCUUCUCAAAUGCGUUUCCCUCAGCUCUCUGAUUUUUAUGAUGUACACGAGUUCUUCAACGGAAAAAAAGAAAAAAAGGUUGUGAGCACUCCUCUCCUAUAA